CGGGGAGUAUGUACUAGCGUGGCUGGUUCGGCGUCGACCUAUUUGUCCAAAAUCAUCAUCAGCUGGCCAGUCAUCUCGAAAGAAAUCAAAUAAAAAUCAUGGCCACCAUCGACUCGUUACCUUACUAUGAUCGCGAUCUCGAUGUGAUUCCCAACCUCCGCCAGAGGAUCGAGCGAGAAAUCGAACUUGAAUUAAAAUCAACACCUCAACCACCUUCCAAUACAGAUCAGACGCCUACCUAUCACCCUUUCUUGUCCGAGUUCCCAGAUCUACUUGCAUCGUCAACAAGACCGUCCAGGCUAGCAGAUAAAUCGGAUCCUAACUACCAAUCCGACGGUUCGAAAGAUUCCCUAGAUAUCGAGCGAUUCAAUAUUCCCUAUCCCGAUGAUCACACUAGUCUGAAAGAUUGGGAGGAUGCAUUGUCAAACGCCAAAUCUCAGCUGGAACAUCAGCGACUGCGUCUGAUCAAUCUGGAUCUGAUUGGUAAACAUGGCGCCAACCAUUGGAAACUAUCGAACUUUUUAGUUGAUCAGGAAAUCUCUAAACUCGACAAGCUAGUGGAUCACUACAAAAACGAAAUCGAUGACGUUAACCGUCGUCGAAAAGCCCACCAGACCGAUGUAGGAGACAGGUUGACCGAUCUAGCUCAAAAGUGGCAAAACUUGGUCUCCACAAACAUUUCUCUUGAAAUUACUAACAUCAAUCUGAAACUCGAGAUGGAAGCUUUACAGCAAGAGGCAGUCACCUUAAAACAGAAAGUUAGUACAUAGCUUGGAGUCCUUUGUUGUGCAAUUUAAUCAACCAACUGGGAAGCGGCUCCCACUACCCACAUCCUGGCCCCAAACAACAACCAUAAUUAGCAAUUUGAAUAUCGCAUUGUACUAGAGUUAAAGUGAAAUCCAAGAUUCCAACCAAUCCGA
Molecule: messenger RNA, 920 nt
Organism: Puccinia graminis f. sp. tritici CRL 75-36-700-3
Lineage: Eukaryota; Fungi; Basidiomycota; Pucciniomycetes; Pucciniales; Pucciniaceae
Exons: 3
Coding region: 99-770 (223 amino acids)
Biological process (GO): mRNA processing
Cellular component (GO): Prp19 complex; precatalytic spliceosome; catalytic step 2 spliceosome
Source: RefSeq, a predicted model, not a curated record